AUGGUUGUUCUACGAGAUGGACGGACAUUGAUCGGGUUUUUAAGAAGUAUGGAUCAAUUUGCUAAUUUAGUUCUUCAUCGUGCAUUCGAACGCAUAUGCGUUCAAAAUAAAUAUGCCGAUAUACCACGAGGCGUUUUUGUUAUACGAGGAGAAAAUGUUCUACUCAUUGGAGAAGUGGACUUCACUCAUCCAAUUCGUGUGCCACUUAUUGAAGUAACAAUUGAAGAAAUAUUAAAAUUACAAAAAUUGGAUAUUGAAAAAAAAGAACGAAUUGAAAAAUUAAAACAAAAGGCUAUGAUACAACGAGGACUUAUAAUGGACGGUGAAACACCAUACGCAUAUGAGUAUAGUGAAUCAGCUGCUUUAUUUAAUUCAUAUGCUGAAACAAAUCCACCACAGAUAACUGCCACUGAAUUUGAUAAUGCUCAAGAAUUAUUAUGGGCUGGAAGUAAUGAAGGUCGUGUUGUAUCCUAUUUUGGUUGUGAAUUACGUAAAUAUACGGCAUUUCGUGUUUCAACAACAUCUGAAGUAAGACAAAUAUCGUCGUUAACAGAAGGACCGUUAAUUUUAACAUCCGAUUCAUUAUCAUUGUAUACAAGACAAGGACUAAACAUAUUUCAACAUAAAGCACCUUAUUUAGAUAAUAUGCAAUGUAUGUUAAUGCCAUCAAGUCAUAAACAAAAAAAAAUUUACAUAGGCGGUUAUAGUGGAACAUUAUGUGAAAUGGAUUUUGAUAAAAAACAAUUAUUAAGACAAGUGACGUUGGAUGAAGGCGAUUGUAUUAUUUUAAAAUAUUGUUCUCGAAAUUUUAUUGCAACUGGUGCAACAAAUGGUGUUGUCAACUUACGUGAUCCAAAUUCGUUACAAAUCAUACAACGUUUUAUACCUCAUCAUGGAAGUUUAUCCGAUAUUGAUAUCAAUAAUAUGUAUCUUGUUACAUGCGGAUUUACAAGAAAUAGAAUGGAUCAAUUAUCAUUGGAUCGUUUUUUAGUUGUUUAUGAUUUACGUAAUAUGAAAAAAAUGGCACCUGUACCCGUAUUUAUUGAUCCAUGUUUUUUACACUAUCAUACAAUGACAAGUACAUCGGUUAUGGUAGCAUCACAGCAAGGACAUCAUACGCAGGUUGAUUUAACUGGAGGAACACAAUCUUACUCGCCUAUAAUUAAUUUGACUACAAAUCCAGCAGGAAUAAUUACGACAUUUUCUGUAUCUACAAGUAUGCAUUGUACAGCAUUUGGACAUUCUACAGGAACUGUUCAUCUAUUGUAUAAAAAUGAUCCUCAAUGCUGUUUUAACUAUCAAUCAGUCGAGACACAAUUUGCAAAACAGCCAAUUGAAUCAAAAGUUGGUUACAUCGAUAUAAACGAUGAACUAGCGUCAAUUUCAAAUAUUCCUAUACCUAUCACUCCGUUGAAACUAAUAUCGGAUAUGUCAAAACAAUGGACAAAGCCUAUUAGCAGACCUACACCAAAAAUUCCCGAUGAAUUUUUAGAAAAUGUUCGGGUAUUUCAAGGUUUGGCUUGUGUUAAAAAUCCAGCAAAUCGUCGUGCUAAUCAAUGGCCAUAUUUACCUGAUUCUGAUCUUAUCUUACCACGUGAAACAAUUAAAUUUUUACCGGAUGAUGAAGAAAAUGAAACAACGAAAAAAGAGGAAGACUAUAUUUUAUUGAAUCAGAAUGGCAAUGGUGAUACAAAUAAUGAAAACAAUGAUCAUGAACAAUUAUUAACAACAGAUAUUGAAAAUAUGAAUUUAAAUCAACAACAACAACAUCAAACGAUAUCUUCAAACAUGGCAUGA
Molecule: messenger RNA, 1797 nt
Organism: Didymodactylos carnosus
Lineage: Eukaryota; Metazoa; Rotifera; Eurotatoria; Philodinida; Philodinidae
Source: the annotation of a GenBank genome assembly